AAAAGUUGUACAGCCGCAGCGGUAGCCCGCACCGCAGGUCCACCAGCUGCCAGGUGUCGUCGACAUGGAACACAUGGCCAGCAACAUCCAGGUCCUGCUACAAGCAGCCGAGUUCCUGGAGCGCCGCGAAAGAGAGGCGGAGCAUGGCUAUGCAUCGCUGUGCCCGCACCACAGUCCAGGGCCCAUCCACAGGAGGAAGAAGCGACCCCCACAAGCUCCUGGCGCGCUGGACAGUGGGCGAUCUGUGCACAAUGAGCUGGAGAAGCGCAGGAGGGCCCAGCUGAAGCGGUGUCUAGAACAGCUGAAGCAGCAGAUGCCCCUAGGGGCUGACUGUGCCCGAUACACCACACUGAGCCUGCUUCGAAGAGCAAGGAUGCAUAUCCAGAAAUUGGAGGAGCAGGAGCAACGGGCCUGCUGGCUCAAAGAGAAGCUGCGCAGCAAACAACAGAGCCUGCAGCGGCAGCUGGAGCACCUCCAGGGGCUGCCAGGGCUGGGAGAACGGGAGCGGCUGCGGGCUGAUAGCCUGGACUCCUCUGGGCUCUCCUCUGAACGCUCUGACUCUGACCAAGAGGAACUGGAAGUAGAUGUGGAGAGCCUGGUGUUUGGGGGUGAAGCAGAGCUGCUGCAGAGCUUCAGCGCAGGCCAGGAGCACAGCUACUCGCAUAAUCCUGGCACUUGGCUAUGAUGCUCACUGCCCCGACUGCCCACCACUCACACUGGGCUGAUCCCGCCAAGCAGGAUCCCUCCCCAAGCCUUGGGGGCUGCUCGGAGUCAAUUAUCUAUUGGGAUGGACUGAAAGGACACUCUUUAUGGGAACAGGUACUCCCUGGACUUUGCUGCUGGCUACCAGGUGGCCCCUCCUGUGUGGGUGGGGGAGGUAUAUGGGAUACCCCAGAGCCCCAAAGGGUAGGCAGCUUGGGCCUUCCAGACAUUAAGGUAGCACUUGCUUGUGCUGCUCCCACAGGGUCAGGAGCUUCUCAGACCCUCAUGUGCUUUCCCAGACAAGGCCCCUGG
Molecule: messenger RNA, 1014 nt
Organism: Octodon degus (degu)
Lineage: Eukaryota; Metazoa; Chordata; Mammalia; Rodentia; Octodontidae
Gene: Mxd3
Product: MAX dimerization protein 3
Exons: 6
Coding region: 65-685 (206 amino acids)
Biological process (GO): regulation of transcription by RNA polymerase II
Molecular function (GO): RNA polymerase II cis-regulatory region sequence-specific DNA binding; DNA-binding transcription factor activity, RNA polymerase II-specific; protein dimerization activity
Source: RefSeq, a predicted model, not a curated record